AUGGUCCGGUCGGAACCUGCGACGCGAGCGACCGCUUCUGAGGAUCGAAGCGAACAACGACGGGAGAGUUGGAUGGGCCAAGCAAGCAUGAUCGACGCAAGGGACAACCGAGAGCAGGGAGAGAGGAUCGGCGACGAGAGAAAGAAACGUCGCGCUCGAGGCCUUGGGGAGGAUGAUAGCCGACCGAGCGGCGUAGUUCUCGUCUAG
Coccidioides immitis RS is the source of this 207-nucleotide messenger RNA. RefSeq lists its product as uncharacterized. The transcript has a single exon. Bases 1 to 207 code for a protein of 68 amino acids. NCBI's taxonomy places the organism in Eukaryota, Fungi, Ascomycota, Eurotiomycetes, Onygenales, Onygenaceae. The record is from RefSeq and is a predicted model, not a curated record.